This is a messenger RNA of Sesamum indicum (sesame), 1893 nucleotides long. RefSeq names its product myb domain protein 17 (gene MYB17). NCBI's taxonomy places the organism in Eukaryota, Viridiplantae, Streptophyta, Magnoliopsida, Lamiales, Pedaliaceae. The record is from RefSeq and is a predicted model, not a curated record.
UAAAUAGUAUCUAGUACCUGCAUAUCUGUAUAUAUAUGAGCAUAAGUGAGAGCAUUGAAUGCAUAGCCGGCUGAUGAGUCUCCGGUCCAGUCUAUCUCUAAAGUACUCUGAAAUGUCUUUUCACAUUUAACUUUGAUCAACAUUUUUGCAUUUGCUGCUUCACUUUUAUCAUUCUGGAAAAAAACGAACAAGUUUCUACAUUUUGUUUACUUGUUUUCUAUAAUAGUGUACCACUGUCUUUGGAGCUUCAAGGACUUGCUCUUUUUUGUUUCUUAUGCUUGUUUUCUUAUGUUCAUAUUUGUGUAGAAACUUUAUGUUAAGUAGUGUGUGUAUUUCUUGUUGUUGAUGGGGAGAGCACCAUGUUGUGACAAGAAGGGGCUGAAGAAGGGGCCUUGGACUCCUGAGGAAGAUGAGAAGUUGGUGGAGUACAUCAACAAGAAUGGUCAUGGCAGCUGGCGAUCUCUCCCCAAGCUUGCAGGCCUUCUUCGUUGUGGGAAGAGUUGCCGGCUUCGGUGGACAAACUACCUUAGGCCGGACAUCAAACGUGGUCCCUUCACUCCUGAUGAAGAAAAGCUUGUCAUACAGUUGCACGGCAUUCUUGGAAACAGGUGGGCUGCAAUUGCGUCCCAGCUCCCGGGUAGGACGGACAAUGAGAUCAAGAACUUAUGGAACACGCAUCUGAAGAAGCGUUUGCUUCUUAUGGGAAUCGACCCUCAGACUCACGAGCCUUCUCCGGUCCCCAACGGGCCGCUGAACAGGUUGCCCUCGUCUCCAUCCACACGUCACAUGGCGCAAUGGGAGAGCGCCCGCCUUGAGGCAGAAGCUCGUCUAUCCAGGGAAUCACUGCUCUUGAUUCCAUCUUCGGCGUCGCCUCUCGGGAAACCAGAUACCGACUACUUCUUGCGCCUGUGGAAUUCUGAGGUUGGAGAAACGUUCCGAAACCUCAGCAAUGGAGAGAAAACUGAUACUCAAAGCCCCGUUUCGUCUUCAUCAAAAUGUGGUUCGUUGUCGGGAACCACUACCGAAAUCGAGCUUAUAGCUGCGGACUCAUCGGCUGCACCAGAGAGCAAGAAACCUUGCAAUGAGUACGUCCAGGCACGGAUGGAUUCUUGUAGCUCGGACGAGCUGGAAGACUCUUCUGAAUCGACAUUGCAGCUGCUCUUAGAUUUUCCAAGUAAUAACAAUGAUAUGAGCUUCUUGGGACAAACUGAUUGCUAUAGCUUGUAUCCUGGUAUUUAUACUGACAGCCAUUUUGAUUGACUUGCCGAAGCACAUAAGUGUAACUUUUUGGCUGCUUGUUUCUGUGCUCUUAUUACCAUAUUUUGGUUGUAAAAUGGAGCAAGAAUGGGUGAUAUGUUCAAUAUGGUUUAGAGAGACAACAGUAGAUUGUUUCCUUUCUCAGUAUUGGCUUCAAAUGGGCAGCCUUAACCUUCAUUACAACAUGGUGUAGUUAUUGAUUCUCUUUACAUCUCAUGAUUCUUGAUGAGGUUAUAAUUAUUUAUAUUUCUUCUCCAUCGGCUGUUCUUAAUUCUUACAGCUUUUACCUAGAUCCAAUAUUGUCCCCGUCAUCACUCACAUAUCUGAAUACUUUCAACAAAAAUGUUAAAGAACAAAGAUUGUAAGAGACAUUGGAAAAGAGACAGUAAGGACGGUGUCCUGAGCACCGUCAGACUGAAACUUAUUUGAAAACAGUCUUUUACGCAAGCCGGAAGUACACAUACUAUACAGCAUCACCAAUAGGAAAUGGUUCUAACAUCCGUUUCCUGAGACCCUAAACCAUACAAAACCACAAAAGCAAAAACAAAAUUUUACGGUGAAAACUCAAACUUGGCGGCAUCCUUGACAAUUCAUUACCGACCUAAUAAAACCUUAACCUCCGAGGCAUCCAAAAGC